AGAAAAAAAGAAAAAAAAAAAAAAAGAAAAGGACCAACACUGGGAUUCAAUCGCCAAAACCCAACUCACUUCGUUGAAAGCUUAGGCAACUCAGCCGUUCAUCUUGGUGGAGCGAGAAAAAUCUGUGAGCUAAACGUGAUGAGCAAGAAGAAAAAUCCUCUUGUGUUCUUGGAUGUUUCAAUUGACGGGGAACCAGUGCAAAGAAUUAUCAUAGAACUCUUUGCCAAUGUUGUUCCUAAAACCGCCGAAAAUUUCAGGGCACUCUGUACAGGUGAAAAGGGGAUUGGGAAGACUACAGAGAAGCCUCUUCACUACAAAGGAACAUUUUUUCAUAGAGUUAUUAAAGGGUUCAUGGCCCAAGGUGGCGAUUUUUCUCGGGGAAAUGGGACUGGUGGUGAAAGUGUUUAUGGAGGAAAAUUUUCAGAUGAGAACUUUAGACUAAAACACGAUGGACCUGGUGUUCUUUCCAUGGCAAACAGCGGUCCAAACACUAAUGGAUCUCAAUUCUUCAUGACAUUUAAGCCCCAACCUCACCUUGAUGGGAAACAUGUUGUCUUUGGAAAAGUUGUGAUGGGAAUGGAUGUUGUGAAGAAAAUUGAGCAGAUUGGGACAGCUGAUGGGAAGCCUAGACAACCUGUGAAAAUUGUAGACUGUGGUGAACCAUCAGAAAUUAAGGAUCCAUCUGUGGUGAGAAAGGAAAAAGAGAAAAAGAAAAGGUUGAACAAGAUUACAUCUUCAGAAUCUAGUUCUGAUGGCCAAGUGAGAGGCAGACAGAAGAGGUCCUUAAAGGACAGAAAGAAAAAGAGAAGGAGAUACUCUUCAUCUGAUUCAUACAGCUCUGAUACUGAAUCGGAUUCCUAUUCUUCUGAUUCAGAAUCGUCACUUUCUGAUUCUAGUUCCUCGAGUGAUGGAAAGUACAGGAAGAGGAGAUCCAAAAAAACAGCAAAAUCCCAGCAUGGAAGGAAAAGAAAAGGCCAAAAAAGAGAGAAAAGAGGUCGAGUAGGAAAGCAUUCAAAGCGCAAGGCUAAAUGGAGCUCUGGUAGUUCAUCCGACAUCGGGAGUAUGAGUAUAAGUGAUAGUAGUAGUAGUUCUGAUGGUGAACGAGUUGAUCAUCGUACCACUACUCAUAAAAUAGAGGAUUCCAAGCAUUCUGAGACUAAAUCAAAAGGAAUUAUCGAUGAGAAGGAAUCCUUGAAUCCUGUAGCCGAGACCGCUGUGGAAAAACAGAAAAAUCAGGACGUCAAUUUAUUACAGGAAGAAGGUGAACUGUCCCCGAAGCAUGAUGACAUUCCGAACGAUAGUCACAAAACUGAAAUUGAGAGACUUGAGAGAUCUCCUAAUCAACAUCCUGUUUCAGAUGGCUCUAACUACUCCAGGAGCCCUACUCCUGAAAGGCCAAGAAACAGCCCCAGGAACAAUCUUAACAGAAAUCCUGAUAAGACAUUAGGAAAUUCUGGGAUGAAGUAUGAUGAGCGGAAUAGGACAAUGCCUUCACGGAGUCCUGUUCAUGGUUCUUUCAGAAAAGCUCCUGAUCCUUCAGCUUCAAAUCACAGUCAAACUUCAUCAAGAAGUCAUUCUCCAAAUGGCACUCCAAAACGUGUAAGGAAGGGGCGUGGUUUUACUGAGCAGUAUUCAUUUGUGCGUCGUUACCGUACUCCAUCACCCGAACGUCCUCGUGGUUAUGGUGGUCGAAGCAUUUAUGGAAGAAAUCGUGCUGGGUAUUCAAGCUACACAGACAAACGUGAUCGGUCACCUGAUAGGCGAUAUCGAAGCCCUCCUAGAGGCAGGAGCCCUCCAAGAUAUCGAAGGAGUAGCCGGAGUGUUUCACACAGUCCAGGAAGUUAUCGUGGUCGUUACAAAGACCGUAGCAAGAGUCGGAGUCCUAGUCCUUUGGAAAAGCGAACACAGAUAAGUGAAAGACUAAAAUCACGUCUUGGACCAAAGAAAAACUUUUCCCCUGAGAAAGAAAGAUCGCAGUCGAGGAAUCAUAAUUGUAGCUCGUCACGUUCAAGAUCUCCAGAUAAACGUCGUGGUGCUGCAAAUUCUGGUUCUCCCAGUCGGUCUAGAUCCAGCUCCUCCUUGUCUGGGCAAAGGGGAUUAGUUUCCUAUGGAAAUGGUAGUCCCGAACCCUGAUAAGAGCCAUAAGCUUUUUGUACACAACUUAUCUGCAAAGCUAAAGGAAUGGUAAAAAUACUUGGCCUUCCUACGACAUGAUGUUUGUAAUUUCUCAAGUGAUUUGUUUAUAUUGGGAUUUUGCUUCAGUUAUUUUCUUUA
Molecule: messenger RNA, 2274 nt
Organism: Cucurbita maxima (winter squash)
Lineage: Eukaryota; Viridiplantae; Streptophyta; Magnoliopsida; Cucurbitales; Cucurbitaceae
Product: peptidyl-prolyl cis-trans isomerase CYP63-like
Exons: 14
Coding region: 139-2133 (664 amino acids)
Biological process (GO): protein peptidyl-prolyl isomerization; protein folding
Molecular function (GO): peptidyl-prolyl cis-trans isomerase activity
Source: RefSeq, a predicted model, not a curated record